AUGGAUCCCAAUCAACAUAACCCUUGGUCUAAUUUUAUGCAAAAUAGUGGUAGCCCUCCUUCUAUUCCAAAUCAACAAAGUAAUCCAUAUUUUAGAAAUACACCUUUUAUCUCAAAUCCACACCAUAAUCCAAAAUUUCAAAACUCACCUUUUAUCCUAAAUCCACAAAAUAAUCCACACUUUGGAAAUUACUCAUAUAAGCCACCACCUUAUCCAUAUCAAUAUCAACAAUUUACAUCUCAAUCAACUAACCCCAUUAUGCCUCAUGGGGCUCAAAUAGGUAGUAGUGAUGCGCAACCAAAUGAUCAAGAAGAUGAAAUACCACUGUUUUGCACUCAAGGUAGCUUAGAAACAGUUAACCUUGGUGAAGAAGUUGCAUCCGUACGUGUUGUGAAUACGCAUAAACAAAGGUUCCAACAAAAAGAGGAUGAAAUUCUCAUUCAAUCAUGGCUCAACGUUUCAAAAGAUUCAAUUGUUGGGGUUGAUAAAAAAAGAGAUAGUUUUUGGAAGCGGAUCGGUGAAGCUUACAACAAGCAUCGUGACAUUAACUACAAAGAGAGGAAACCGACGCAACUAAAAUGUCGAUGGCAUAAAAUCAAUCCAUUUGUUCAAAAAUUUGUUGGAUGCUACAAACAAGCUGUGUCUACACAACAAAAUGGGAGUUCCGAGAGCAAUAUCAUGCAAGCUGCAUAUAAAAUCUAUUUCCAAGAUGAAGGUGAAAAGUUUACUUUUGAAGCUGCAUGGAGAUUAUUGAAAGAUGAACCUAAAUGGCUCGCAGGUUCAUUAGAAGCUUCUACAAAAAGAACAAAGAAUUCAACUUCAGGAGCAUAUUCUUCAUCUUCUAAUCCACAAAUGAGCAGCGAACACGAUCCAUCAUCACCUACUUUGUCUCGUCGUCCAAUCGGUCAAAAGGCAGCCAAAAGGAAGGAGAAAGAAAAGCUUAUGGAAAUGUCUUCUACUUCCAAUGUCAAAUAUGAUUCUUUGAAAGAUGACUUUAAAAAAAAUUUUGAUCUGAUGUCAAUGUUUGCACGGGACUAUGCACGCAUUGAGGGUGGAAAAGUUGAGAUAGAGAGAAAAAAGGUUGAUGCAAAGAUUAAGAAGGCUGGGAGUGUUGAGGAGAGAUUGAAGAUGAAUGAUCUGCAAAUACUCUCAAAAGAUACAUCAAAUAUGGAUACAAGACAACUACAAGCUCAUGAUAUGUUGUGCGACAUGAUUAGAGAAAAAUAUGGACUUAAUUUGUAUGAUUAUGUAUUUUAG
This is a messenger RNA of Lathyrus sativus (Indian pea), 1257 nucleotides long. The record is from the annotation of a GenBank genome assembly. Lineage: Eukaryota; Viridiplantae; Streptophyta; Magnoliopsida; Fabales; Fabaceae.